This is a messenger RNA of Actinia tenebrosa (Australian red waratah sea anemone), 1291 nucleotides long. Its product is annotated as lysophospholipid acyltransferase 5. Gene Ontology annotation, cellular component: membrane. The record is from RefSeq and is a predicted model, not a curated record. Gene Ontology annotation, biological process: phosphatidylcholine biosynthetic process; lipid modification. Lineage: Eukaryota; Metazoa; Cnidaria; Anthozoa; Actiniaria; Actiniidae. Gene Ontology annotation, molecular function: lysophospholipid acyltransferase activity; 1-acylglycerophosphocholine O-acyltransferase activity.
UCCGAUCGGCAACGUUGACAUGCUAUUGCUUCUCUACGGACUGCAGAAGAGUCGAGGAUCGUUGUGUAGAGCGUUGUGUCGAUUUGAUGGAAAGGCCCUGGCAACGUAGAGAGGUUCUGACGAUACUGCACAUCAAACUCGUAGACAGCUUUCCAUUGAAAUUUCCGAUUAGCUUUCUGUACUAUGAUUCGGUAACUCGAAAGUUCCUGAUAGAGUGAUGGGUCGGUCGUCACUAGUUUGCGUUCAUAGCUUGACCAGGCUUCAAGCCAAUGAUCGAAGGAUUCGAUCGUAGGGCUUUUGCGUUUGUUGGCGUCUUCCCCGGUUGAAUCGUGGGGUUUAGGUAGGAGGGUGGACAGGUCGACAUAGUUAUAGCUAGACGACGUUUCGUCGAAAUUACCUGAGCUCGCGCUAGCUUGUAAACCUGUAGGAAUUGUCGGGCCAUUGUUGCAGUUGCUCACGGAGAUCCUUCUGGUCGAGUUGUAGCUUCCCCACUUGUUGCGAUAGAAGCCUUAUUGCGUUGAGUAACUCUCCAUUGGUCUGUGUUGGGGAAGUCUCAUGAAUAUUAGCCUCGUGGUCGCUGUAUUCGUCGUAAUCGCUACUGGGUCCCUGGCAAGAUUUGUGCAUCUUACCAAAGCGAUGAUUUUCCUGUGUCGUGUGACACCCUGGACAGUAGCGCUGUCGCUGUUUCUUUUUCGAUGACAUAGUAAACGAUUAUUUACUAUAUUGACUAUUGACUAUGACAACGCGUAGACUACAGAACGACGAACACUGCAAUAUGAAACACUACACUUAAUGUACGUGAUCUAGUUACAUAGCUAUGUCCUUGUGACAGGUAACCGAAUCCCUACCGCUCCACUCCCAUUAACCUAUGUUAAUACUUAACAUCACUAAAUUCAAGUUCAAGUUCUUAAUAAAUAAAAAGUAUCCCUUACUUUCAACAGGAUGGAACUGUCUACAUUCAUUGGCAAAUAUUAUUUUGGCCUACUGUCUCCUUCAUCAGGGAGGCCCAACAUUGACCACUGUAGUGUGUUCUUUUAUACUUAACCUGGGUUAUUUGCAUGUAGCAUAUUAUUGUCGCUCUCUAGAUGAGUUCAUGCUGGACUGGUCUGUACCACAUUGUAUACUGUGUUUACGCUUGAUAGGUAUUGCAUGGGACUAUUAUGAUGGAAACAACUUUAAUAAUAACAAAAUAUCAGAAGACAUGAAAGCCACGAGAAUUUCUACACCACCAACACUGUUUGAGAUGACUGGAUUUUGCUACUUUUUCGGAGGCGUUCUAGUUGGACCACAG